Messenger RNA from Westerdykella ornata, 690 nucleotides. RefSeq lists its product as uncharacterized. NCBI's taxonomy places the organism in Eukaryota, Fungi, Ascomycota, Dothideomycetes, Pleosporales, Sporormiaceae. The transcript has 2 exons. The record is from RefSeq and is a predicted model, not a curated record. The coding region runs from base 1 to 690 and encodes 229 amino acids.
AUGCCAGGUGCAUACGAAACUCUUCACGGCUCUUGUGCCUGCGGUCGCAACAGAUACGUCAUCCAGGUGCCCCUUGAGAAGGCCCAGCUUGCGGAAAUCCGCUACGAUACUUCGGCCGCGUCGCGCAAUCUAGCUGCUAGCCCCCUCAUCUUCUGGCUCCGCGUCCCUCUCCCCUGGUACACAUCGGCCACCUUUGCUCAGUUCCCCGAUGAGACACGAACGAGUAUCCAGCGCACAUUCACUUUUCCCUUCUCAGCCAACGCACGCCAUCAAUUCUGUGGCUACUGUGGCACCCAGCUCACAUCAUGGAACGAGCGUACGCGGGACGACGCGGAGCACAUCUGCGUCACGGUGGGAAGUCUGCUCAGCGAAGACCAGGAACUCCUGGGCAAGUUGGGUUUCCUGCCGAGUGGCGAUGCUAGCGAGGACGAAACGGAAGAACCGGCAAAGCUUCGAACGGUGAUCCGGUCGGAACCACGGGUACGCGGCGCCCCUUGGUUUGAGGAGUUGGUAGAGAGGACACAUCUGGGCCGAAUCAAGCAACAGCGAGGGGGGCACUCUUCCCGUGACGGCCGGGUGACGGUGGAAUGGGAGGUGAUUGAGUGGACCGAGGGGGACGACAAUGAGGCAUUGGGCAAGAGGAAGUUGGGUGAGGUGGAGGGCAGCGAUAGGGCGACGCGGAGUGCCUAA